CAAACAAGAAAUCAAACAACCAAAAGAAGAGCUAAAGAAGAGAAGAAAAGAAAAAGAGGUCCAAUGGGAGGCAUUGCUUGGACUGAAGAAGAAGAUUACUUGCUCAAGAAAUGCAUCGAGCAAUAUGGUGAAGGGAAAUGGCAUCGUGUUCCUCAAUUGGCUGGUUUGAACAGAUGUCGAAAGAGUUGCAGACUGAGAUGGCUGAAUUAUCUUCGUCCUAAUAUCAAACGAGGAAGUUUUACACCCGAAGAAGUCGAACUCAUUCUCAACCUCCACAAUAUCCUUGGCAACAGGUGGUCGAUCAUAGCAGGGAAAUUACCGGGAAGAACAGCAAACGACAUCAAGAACUAUUGGAAUUGCCAUUUGAGCAAGAAGGUGAAUGGUCAUCAAGGAGGUGAUCAGAAGCCAAAUUCCACAAAGUGGAAGCCUAUUCAAGAAGAAAGCAGCAAAUCAAAAGAAAAAGAAUAUGUUGAGGAUCAAAAUGGAGAAAAGCAAGGAAUAUUGAUACAAAAUCAGAACCAAAACGUACCAAUUGUUGAACAAAGUGGUAGCAUCCGCAUGGAGAAUAUCCAAAUGGACUACCAAUUUGAUCAAGAAGUGGUAGCAAUGGCAGAUGGAGAUGGGUGCAACAAGAGGGAGCUUUGGGAUGAUUGGGUAUCAGAAAUGGAUCUUUGGAUUGAUUCUUUGUGAGAAGGAACAACCAAAACUCAUAUUUGUAGCUAAUAGCUCUUGCAUGCACCAACUCAAGAAUUUGGAUAUUAUAAGUCUUGCCUUUGUGGUAUCAUAUGGUAGCAUCCAUCAACACUUGGAUACUCUAAUUUAGUAGAAGUAUUAUUGAUCAUCAUUCCCAAAAAUAAAACUUGUUUGUGGU
Messenger RNA from Cucurbita pepo subsp. pepo (vegetable marrow), 871 nucleotides. Its product is annotated as transcription factor MYB1-like. The record is from RefSeq and is a predicted model, not a curated record. Lineage: Eukaryota; Viridiplantae; Streptophyta; Magnoliopsida; Cucurbitales; Cucurbitaceae.